Molecule: messenger RNA, 528 nt
Organism: Aspergillus viridinutans
Lineage: Eukaryota; Fungi; Ascomycota; Eurotiomycetes; Eurotiales; Aspergillaceae
Product: DUF1772 domain-containing protein
Exons: 2
Coding region: 1-528 (175 amino acids)
Source: RefSeq, a predicted model, not a curated record
AUGAGCGAAUUUCCAACCGCAUUCCGCGCAGGUCAAGUCCUAGGCUUGACAGGCGCCGCCUGGCUCUCAGGCAACAUGUUCUCCUUGAGCCUAAUCACCAUCCCCGCCCUCCUCCGAUCCCUGCACGAAAAACAAAUCACCCCGUCCACCGCCGCCAAAGUCUGGGCCAACAUCUACAAUGCCGGCAAGAUGCAGAACCCGCCCCUUGCAGCCGCCACCGCCGCAGUCUUCUUCUACCUGGCCUGGUCUGUCCGCGAUGGAACGGCAUUGUCGCUGGUAGCGGGGCAGAAUAGUAGUAUGUUGUAUGCUGUUUCGGGGCUGUUGACCGGGGGGGUCAUUCCGUUUACGCUUGCGUGUAUUAUGGGGACGAAUCGGGCGCUGGAGGCGAUGGUGGGAUCCAAGGAUGAGAUUGAGGCAUCCAGGACGGAAGUUGGGUCGCUUUUGGAGAGGUGGGGGGUGCUGAAUGCUGUGAGGGGAGGGUUGCCUCUGGUUGGGGCGGUGGUCGCGGCGCUGGCUGCGAUUCCUUGA